Zingiber officinale is the source of this 478-nucleotide messenger RNA. Its product is annotated as protein transport protein Sec61 subunit gamma-like. Bases 72 to 281 code for a protein of 69 amino acids. The transcript is spliced from 3 exons. Gene Ontology annotation, cellular component: membrane; Ssh1 translocon complex. The record is from RefSeq and is a predicted model, not a curated record. Gene Ontology annotation, molecular function: transmembrane protein transporter activity. Gene Ontology annotation, biological process: protein targeting; post-translational protein targeting to membrane, translocation. Lineage: Eukaryota; Viridiplantae; Streptophyta; Magnoliopsida; Zingiberales; Zingiberaceae.
GCUCUGUUUUCUGUUUUCGUCGUGUCCUAUCUUGAUCGCGAUCUCCGUUUUAGGGUUGGUGGUGAUUAUCGAUGGACGCCUUAGACUCUGUGGUCGAUCCCUUGAGGGAGUUCUCCAAGGACAGCAUCCGUCUCGUGAAGCGAUGCCACAAGCCCGAUCGCAAGGAGUUCACUAAAGUUGCUGUCCGGACUGCGAUUGGCUUCGUGGUGAUGGGGUUCGUCGGGUUCUUCGUCAAGCUGAUCUUUAUCCCGAUCAACAACAUCAUCGUCGGUUCUGGUUAGAUAAAGGCAAGGGAUGGAUGACCUAGGGAGCUACAGGAGAGGCAAGGAGGUGUGUGUGACAGUGGCUCGGCUGGGACGAAUAAGACCUGCUAUAAUGCUUUGUUAUGUUUGAUAUGAACCAUUGUAUUUAUGUUACAUUCCAGUAUAACUCUAUGACAUUUCCGCUGCUUUAAGUUAUAAAAAAGAAUUUUUGAAUA